Molecule: messenger RNA, 3183 nt
Organism: Marmota flaviventris (yellow-bellied marmot)
Lineage: Eukaryota; Metazoa; Chordata; Mammalia; Rodentia; Sciuridae
Gene: Znf467
Product: zinc finger protein 467
Biological process (GO): regulation of transcription by RNA polymerase II
Cellular component (GO): nucleus
Molecular function (GO): RNA polymerase II cis-regulatory region sequence-specific DNA binding; DNA-binding transcription factor activity, RNA polymerase II-specific
Source: RefSeq, a predicted model, not a curated record
CUCCUCCCCUCCCUCCCCCCUUCCCCCCCUGUCCAGAGCUCCCACUUUCCGUCCUCUCCUGCGGGCGUCGGGCCUCAGGACCCUCACCUGCACACCUAACCCCGCGGUGCACGUCCCUCGCCCCACUCCCUGAGACCACGGUCCCCAACCUCCCUAGCCUGGUGCCUCGGGGCUCCGCUCCCGCUUCCUCGGUCUCUUCCCCCUUGAGGGCGCCGCUGCCCAGCUCCCUCUCCCUCGGCGUUUUUCCUUCCCCUCCCCGUGAAGUUUCGGGGCUGUCAGUCUGUCAGUCUUUCGGGCAGUCGGCACCCGGGCUGCAGGCAGCGGGCGCCAUUGUGAGCAGAGCCGGCUCGGGCAGGAGGCCCGGGCGCCUGGGUCCCCGUAGCUGGCUGCAGCGCGGCGACCCGUCGGCCCGCCAGGGUCUGUGACCUGAUCUCCAGGAGGGGCUACUCCCUGUUGCCAUGAGAGAGACUUUGGAGGCCCUCAGCUCUCUGGGAUUCUCUGUGGGACAGCCAGAGAUGGCCCCCCAAAGUGAGCCCAAGGACAGGUCUCAUAAUGUCCAGGGGCAGAUGUCCUCCUCCAGUGAAGAGAGAACACUGGGUACAUGCUCAGGGCCUGAAGCCCCUGGUCCAGAGGAAGGAGCCCAGACCGAACAAGCUGAGGCUCCCAGCAGAGAAGGACAGGCAUGUACUCCACAGAAGGCUGAGCCUGUGGGCUCCUGCUCAGGAGACGAAUGGAUGAUUCGGAAGGUGAAGGUGGAGGAUGAGGAACAGGAGGCAGGAGAGGCAGUCGAAUGGCCCCAGCAUCUCUCGUUACUUCCCAGCCCUUUCCCAGCGCCUGAACUGGGACAUCUGGCUGCUGCAUACAAACUGGAGCCAGGGGCCACGGGGGCAUUAGGCGGGAUCGCGCUGUCCGGGUGGGCCCCGAUCCCGGAGAAGCCAUACGGUUGCGGGGAGUGCGAGCGGCGCUUCCGGGACCAGCUGACGUUGCGGCUGCACCAAAGGCUGCACCGGGGCGAGGGCCCCUGCGCCUGCCCGGACUGCGGCCGCAGCUUCACUCAGCGCGCCCACAUGCUGCUGCAUCAACGCAGCCACCGCGGGGAACGGCCUUUCCCGUGUUCCGAGUGCGACAAGCGCUUCAGCAAGAAGGCCCACCUGACCCGCCACCUGCGCACACACACGGGCGAGCGACCCUACCCGUGCGCGGAGUGCGGCAAGCGCUUCAGCCAAAAGAUACACCUGGGUUCGCACCAGAAGACCCACACAGGCGAGCGGCCCUUCCCCUGCACUGAGUGUGAGAAGCGCUUUCGCAAGAAGACGCACUUGAUCCGGCACCAGCGCAUCCACACCGGCGAGAGGCCCUAUCAGUGCACGCAGUGCGCACGCAGCUUCACGCACAAGCAGCACUUGGUGCGGCACCAAAGGGUGCACGAAGCAGCUAGUCGAGCCCAGCCCUCUCCCGACGCGCCUUCUUCGCCGCAUUCCCCCGCCGAGUCCUCCACCCCGUCCCCUCCUGGACCGAAACCUUUCUCCUGCUCUGACUGUGGCCUGAGCUUCGGCUGGAAAAAGAACCUCGCCUCACACCAGCGUCUGCACCGCAGCGAAGGUCGCUCCUUUGGGUGCGACGAUUGCGCACUGGGAGCCACCGUGGACCCUGCUGCCGCCGAACCCUUAGCCUGCGUGCCCCGUGGGCCAAGUUGUGGGCCAAGUUGCGGCCCUGCGUCGGGCACAGUGACGCCCCAGCGCACCCCCUCGGGCGAAAGGUCUUUCUUCUGCCCUGACUGCGGGCGCGGCUUCGCCCACGGACAGCACCUGGCGCGGCACCGGCGCGUGCACACGGGCGAACGGCCCUUCGCCUGCGCGCAGUGCGGUCGCCGCUUUGGCUCGCGGCCCAAUCUUGUCGCCCACUCCAGGGCCCACAGCGGCGCCAGGCCUUUCGCCUGUGCUCAGUGUGGCCGCCGCUUCAGCCGCAAGUCGCACCUGGGCCGUCACCAGGCGGUGCACACAGGCAGUCGCCCCCACGCCUGCGCCAUCUGCGCCCGCAGCUUCAGCUCCAAAACCAACCUGGUCCGCCACCAAGCGAUCCACACCGGCUCCCGCCCUUUCUCCUGCCCUCAGUGUGGCAAGAGCUUCAGCCGUAAGACCCACCUGGUGCGGCACCAGCGCAUCCACGGCGAAGUGGUGCACCAGGCCUCGGAGACCGACCUCUCCGCCCCAGCCUGGCCGGCUCCUACAGAGGUGGCACCGCCCCCGCUCUUCUUCUGAGCCGAGUUCUCACUAGGAUCCUUCCUUUGCUCACAGAUUCCAGAGAAUUGUGCGCCAGAGGGCCUGGGCUGCUGCCGGAGGCCUGCCCUCCUUUGGCCACCGUCCUAUCUUCAGUGUCUAGGGAGAUGUCCGCAGAGCCUACCCAGCUUUGACGUUCAUGACAAAGAUAGUGCAGAGAGAACCCCUGCGGCUCAUGUGGGAAAGCAGACGUUUCCUAAGCCAGGAAUGGUCAAGAGCCGGCUGGGUGGAGAACCUCUACCCAGAGUGAAAGAAUCUGUGUACUUCAAGUGGUAUUAAAGUUCUAAUCUGCAGUUCUGGGGCUGUUACCUGAGCUGGGGAAGGCAAGCCUGACUCCUCCAUCCCCUCCCCACCUCCAUGCACAGGAAAAGCCUCUUCCCUUUUUGUCACGGAUGGUUGAAUUUAGCCCGCUGCCGUUAAUUGGCUUUUCCAGAUCAAAUGUUAUAUGCUACCCUGGUUCUUGCUUCUAGUUCAGAAAUUUGGCAGAACGAGAUCUUACAGCACAUUCCAUUCCCCACAUGCCAGGAACUGAAGACUAGGGCUGAAGGGAAGGCAGAGAGGGGCCGCUUGCCCUUGGUCAUACUUGGGGCCUCCCAACAGUAGCCUCACCUGUGGCCGGCCUGGGCAGUGAGGAAGUAGUGAAUGAAGGCUGCAUACUCUCCACCAGGUGCUCUCCUGGUGAGGGGCGCUUGCUCAGGAGCCUCCCCAACUGCAUCUGCCCAGCCCAGGCAGCUGUGUGAGCUGGGGCUGGCUGGAGUGGAGGGGAAGGGCAAGGGAAUGGGGCACUGGAUUUAGGAAUGAGUAGUCUUAGGUUUGACUGCUCCUCUGUGUCACAGGGGACUUGGAGCCCUGCGUUUAUUCCUCUGGACCUUGGCUUUUUCAUUAAAAUGAGAAUUGAUAUUGA